AUGCACCAUAAAAACAGCCCCUCCCAAUUAAAACCAAGGACUUUUAUUAUUGAGCAGGAGCUCAGCCAAUGAUCUUGAGCUUGCAGAGCUGGGGAAUACAGCAGCAGAACAGCAGAGGGGCUAGUGGGAAAGAAAAACUGCAGUAUAUAUAUUUUUUAUUUUACUGAUCUAAUCAAUUUAACACCUCAGUUUCAGGGAACAAGCUUGUACGAGUGAGAGCAUCUUAAGGGUGAAAUCAUAACUGCAGGACUGACUGGCUUGUAGGGCAGAAUUAUUUUUCUUUAGCACAGCAAAAAAAGUAUUUUGAAGCAUCCAGACAAUAUUCUUUUUCUUUCUUCAAGACUCAAAGUAUCCUGAAGAGACCACAGAAGUUUCUCCAUUCGGAAGAAGGCUUUGAACACGGUGCCCUAUGUAAUCAGCCCUGAGGCUGGAAGACAAGCUGUGUGGCAACCCCCUCUCGCUUAGUUCAGAAUGACGUGGGGCUUGUUCAAGAAGAAGCCAGAGCCCAUAGUGGGCCCCAAACCAAACAGCACAGUGACCAUGCCCCCUCCGGUCAUGUCUACUGUGGCUGACAACUCGACUGAAGUGGAAGGACCUAACGGUAAGAAGAAAGACAUCUUCGAGGAUAUCAGGAGCAAGUUCAUCAACGAGAUCGACAAGAUUCCUUUGCCACCCUGGGCUAUCAUUGCCAUUGCCGUGGUUGCUGGCCUUCUGCUCCUCACCUGCUGCUUCUGCAUCUGCAAGAAGUGCUGCUGCAAGAAGAAGAAGAACAAGAAAAAUAAGAAGGACAAAGGUGCCCUCAACAUGAAGAACAUGAAAGGAGGGGAUCAGAACAAACAGGACGAUGAUGAUGACGAUGCAGAGACGGGACUGACUGAAGAGGAUGAGAAGGAGGAGGAGAAAGAGCCGGAGAAGCUGGGCAAGCUGCAGUUCUCACUCGAUUAUGACUUUCAGGACAACAAGCUGAAUGUCGGGAUUAUCCAGGCAGCUGACCUCAUCUCCAUGGACACAGGGGGCACGUCUGAUCCCUACGUGAAGGUCUACAUCCUGCCAGACAAGAAGAAGAAGUUUGACACCAAGGUCCACAAAAAGACACUGAACCCUACCUUCAACGAGACCUUCACGUUCAAGGUCCCCUACGAGGAACUGGGAGGAAAGACCCUGGUGAUGGCGAUCUACGACUUUGACCGCUUCUCAAAGCAUGACAUCAUCGGAGAGGUGAAGGUGCCCAUGAACACAGUGGAUCUGGGAAAGCCCAUUGAGGAGUGGAGAGACCUGGAGAGUGUGGAGAAAGAGGAGCCUGAGAAGCUGGGAGAUAUCUGCAUCUCUCUGCGUUACGUUCCCACGGCAGGGAAGCUCACUGUCUGCAUCCUGGAAGCCAAGAACCUGAAGAAGAUGGAUGUGGGUGGGCUCUCAGAUCCCUAUGUGAAAAUCCACCUCCUAGCGAACGGUAAGAGACUGAAGAAGAAGAAGACGACGGUGAAGAAGAACACGCUGAAUCCCUACUACAACGAGUCCUUCAGCUUCGAGAUCCCCCUGGAGCAAAUACAGAAAAUCCAAGUGGUGGUCACAGUGCUGGAUUAUGAUAAGAUUGGCAAAAACGAUGCCAUCGGCAAGAUCUUAAUAGGCAUUAAUUCCAGGCACUUUUCCGACAUGUUGGCAAACCCGCGUCGACCCAUCGCACAGUGGCACCCGCUCCAACCUGAGGAAGAGAUAGACGCAGAACUGGCAAAAAAGAAGUAAAAAAAAACACUGACCGAACAAACUAACUAACUAAUAAACUAACAGACACUGCAUGAAAUUAAUGGAUUACCGAUACUAGAAAACAUGGUAAGCGUUAAAAAAAAUUAAAUAAACAGCAGCACCUACUGAAACUCCAGCAACAACUACCACAACAUGAUUUCUAAUAUUCAAAAACUGAUUUAAACUAACAACAAAUCAUGUAAAUUGGACGAGAUGGAUAGAUCAGUUCACUUGUAUACGUUUAAAAUGCAUACAAGUUUUAGUUUUAAAUGUUUUGUGAUUGCUUUAUUUAAGGUUCUGUGAUUCCGUGUUGAGAAGAAUUGAUAAAAGGUUGCGAUGUACGACAUGCAUUUUAUAGGUAUAUUAGUAAAAUGACAUCUCUAACAUCCUGCAGAUACAGCCUGUGUCUGCAGGGGGAACGUAUGAUUAUACUGUGAAUUAGUAUCAAAGGUAAGCAAUGUGGUAACAUAAACCCAAGAUGUUCUGAAAAUGAUCCCUUUAAAGAAACACAUUUGAAGAAAAAACGUUUCUAGACAAUAGUGGUUGAAAGUUUGUAACAAAGAAAACCCCGCUUACGUUACUGAGAGAGCUUACGUUACUGAUAGAAAAUUCAUACAUUAUAAUCUAACAACAUGCUGUGCGCUUGAUGUGAGUGACCAUGACUAAAGUAAGACGCUAUUUUCAUGCAGCGAUAUUCUAAAAUCAAGGAAUACAAUAUCAAACGAAUUAAGUAAAACAAAACAAAUAAGUUACACGCAAUGGUUAAUUCUGUAUUUGUUUUUCUGUCCAAUGCAAUACAAUUUGAAAAGAUUUAGGGAUAAAAUGACAGCCAUAUUUUUUUUAAAUCUGCAAUUGCUUGAAAAAAAGGGGAUUUCGUUGUUGUUUUUGAGCGUCCUAUAAACAACACAGUUUUAAUCCUCCAAGGAUAAAAAUGCUACCGUUUUGCAAAACCCCAUUUGAGGGCUGAAAUGUAUUUAGUGGAGGGAUGACAGUGGCUAUAAAACAGUAAUAUAACCCUGUUACUAAGUACUGACAAUAAAUGCAUAAAAUAGUAGAGAAAGUUAAUUCAUUUUUCUUCUUGUGGGGGUAUGUAUCUUGUCUUCUGCAUAUUCAACGGGGAUACUGCCGUCCAAGACUGAAGGGCAUUUUGCCAUGCCUCAAGAGUUUGGGGACAUCUAAUUUAAACUGCCUGCAAUCUACCACCUGCCUUCCCCAUCACCCCUCAUACAACCUCAAUUGGCUUUACUGAGAGCUCCACUCUAGACAAACACAUAUUCACAUAACCUCUGACCAGACCAGUAGUGUACCACAGUGACCCCUAGUGGUACAAAGACAACUCCACAGUGACGAGGCGACAACGGAAACCAUUGCCUUCUUUUUCAUAGGUUUCUCAUCUGAUAAAAAAACAAACAAAAAAACGAUGCAAUAAAACCGUGGUUUAUGAAGACUGAUAUAAAUAUAAACACUAAAAACACAUUGGAAGCAUAUCGUUAUAAAUAAUUAAAAGACAUAAACUGUGAUUUGUCAGGAAUUUCAUGACCACGUUAGUGGAUAUUUAUAUGUUAAGGUUCCCUUGCGAUAGCCCACACAGAUUAUUAUUAUUAUUAUUAUUUAUUUCUUAGCAGACGCCCUUAUCCAAGGCGACUUACAAUCGUAAGCAAAUACAUUUCAAGUGUUACAAUACAAGUAAUACAAUAAGAGCAAGAAAUACAAUAACUUUUGUUCCACACAGAUGCAGAAUUUUCUAAUAAUUUCAUGAGGGGGUGAAAGAAUGAACUGAAAAGUUGUUUAUAACUGUCAAUAUGUUCACUUUUCUAUAUCCUGUAUCCAAGAUAAUAUCUCGAUGGGAAUAUGCUAGGUGUGUCCCAAGCUGUUUCUCAGAAAAGGUACGAAAUCCUUAGCAAAGCCACGAUCUACUGAGCAACACACCCCUAAUAAAUACCCACAAACCACAGUUUAAUUUGGAAAUUAUCCUACAAAGGCACAAUAGACCACACACAAAAAUGCACGAUACUUCAGUGUUACUUUAAACAGGAAAAAUAAAAAGUAAGAAAUGCAAUAUUAUGAACGUGAAUGUCUUUAGUUACAUUGAAUAAAGCAGGUUAUUAUUUUAAGGCUCGUUUAAAUGAAGUAUUCUGUCUCUUUAUUUCCAAUGUCCAAGGUAUUUUUUUUGUUGGGUUUUUUUUUGUGGUUAUAUCUAUAUUAAUGCAAUACAGCCACUCGGUUUCAAAACUUCAUAUUUUUUAAGCCAUCUGAGCCUCUCCCUGUGUUCCAAUUAAAAAUCUAUGAACUAAAAUAACGAUUCCAUCGGUGUGUAGUUUUGCCUAUAUAUAUACAUAGAUGAACUUGUUUAUACUGCAUGUUUCAAUACAAUACUGUAAAUAGCAGCAUGUGUUAAAGAGAGGAAGAAUCUAUCGUGUAUGUGUGUAUCAUUUGCCAUUUUAAUAAAAAACAAAAGAAAAAAAGAAAACAAAAAAAAAGAAAACAUGCACUGACUGUAUAUUUUCUAUGUGACGGAAUCUGUAUUUUCCGCGAAUGGAUAUGGGAAAGAAUGUAAAAUAUAGAUUUUUAAUUUCAAUAGACAAACUUUGAACUGCCUGAUUUUCAUGUGCAAAAGGGUGUUGUGUAUAGUCCUGUGUGAGUCCAACGCAAUGGUGUAAACGCAUGUCUGCUAACUAUUUUAGUGUUAACACGUCUCUGAUUCAUGUUGUUGUUCAUGUAUUUCCUAUUUGUUUGUUUGUAAACUAUAUAUAUAUAUAUAUAUAUAUAUAUAUAUAUAUAUAUAUAUAUAUCAAGUUUAUACAAGGGUGUCCAAGUUGAAGUCAUGCAUUUAUCCCCCAACAUACCUUACUGUGUCUUUGAGGUGCAGGCAUGAGGUGCCCCAUACAAAAAACAUGUCUAUUUAAAGAUGCAGAAUGCAACCUGCUACGUACACUUUACACUACAGAGCAGAAGUAAAGAAAAACAGAUUUUAUGGUACUUCAAAGAUUUGAUACUGUAGAUUUGUCAAUAAUUGAUACAGACCAGUUACAUCCAAAUCAAUGUGCUAUACUCUCUAAAUGAUCAUAGCACUUUAUUUAUUUAUUUUUAUUUUUCACAAAUUCCUUUACAAUCUUGAAUCUGUUAACAAGAUAUGUACUGUCUGUCCUGCUCUGGUAAUAUCUGCUGUUGAUCCUGGUAUAGGAUCAUCAUCUCGUGAGCACAGUGAGUGAUUCAAUGAGAUCAUCUGUCUGAAAUGAUGAUUCGGUUCACGUCAGUAAUGAGCAUUCUUUUAUAACACUCAUUUUAUAAAAUUGCUGUCCUUUUGUAUUUUUACUGCCAAUAUAAAGACCUCCCUUCUGUAUGUGCUGCUAACAUGCCUCAGAGAGCACUAUGAAUGCUAGUGAAUCAGUUCCAUUGGAAACAUAACAACCUCAACAGAUAUUGAAACUUGGAACCCCUUGUAUAUGUCCUUUUCUAAAGCAGCUAUAUUUUGUGUCUGCUAAGAUAAUCCUAUGCUCAUGCUUCCAAGCUUUUUAACUGCAACUUCUUCUAUAUGUGUGUGUGUGUGUGUGUGUGUGUGUGUGUGUGCGUGUGAGUGUAUAUACAGAUUAUUAAAAACAAGAAAGCCAUAUGAACACUAAUACCUUUAGAGUUCAGCUACAUAGAACCUAACCUACUUAUAUCGUCACUGUUUUUCGUGUAGUCUUGUAGUGCAACUUCAACUUACUCCUUUUUUUGAAUGCUUUGAAUCCUUAGAACUGCUGUUGAUUAGAAGACCUUGUCUAGGAUGUAAACCCAAACAUAUAGUGUAACUUGUAUCACAAAAUCCAAAGCUGAAGACAUUUUGAAUAACACAAAUGCAUCCAUGUGGACAUUGUUGUAUAUCAUUUUGUUUGUGAUGUUAUAGUAAGUAUAACAACCGUUUGUUGUUGAUAUACUUACUACAAUGAUAUUAUAAUAUGUAAUAUAAUAUAGAAAAUGUUUUUUAUUUUAUUUAUUUUUCUUCACUAAAAUUUUGGAUUGCAAGCCACUCCCUAGCAAACUGUAUAUGAACCUUAACUCAUAAGCUUUUGUAUAAAAUAAAGUUGGAUAUUCUUGAAAUGUUUCUAAGACUGCUGUUUAACCAAACAGUGUCAGUCUAAAGCCAUUUAAAGAAUAUCAAUGUCAUCAAUUUUCACACUGUCAAGUCGUGAGCCUAGUAUGGCACCUGCUAUAUAGUUAGUAUGUUGGAGACUUGCAGUGCUGAGUUGCCAUGGAAGCUAUCCUGGCCAAUCAGAAACACUCUUAUUGGGUUGGUUUCAUACUGAGACUAGGGUGGGCCAUUUCAGAAAAUGUGCUGGGUUUCUUUGAUGAAGUAGUACUGUCCAAAUUGACAAAUAAUAACUAGUUUUUUUUACAAUAAUACAGCAAGUAUGUACAUUUUGUUAACAGAAAAUUUACAUUAUGUGGCAUAGUCCACUUAUGGUGUAGCCAUCCAUGUGUGAGCAAAAUAACAUUUCCGAAAUGUAUUCUUCCAGUAUUCUAUGGGUUAAUGGAAGCAGUGUUUGAAUUUGGGACUAUUACACCCCCCCCCCCCCAAAUGGAUAUGUUAUGAUUUAUAUUGUGUGAAAGAUUACUGUUUUCAAGGUGAAACAGAUAUUCCCCAAACAAAAAUGAAGAAGUUAUAUAUAAAAAUAUAUUUUUGUUUUUAGUAUUAUGAAUAUUUUGAAAUAUGUAAUAUUUUAGUAGAGAAUGCAACUAGGUAAAAUAAUACAUGUGAUGCCAUACAAAAAAAACUUAGGCACUAAGUAAAAACCUCAUGUACAGUAUGGAGUAACUUGAUAGGGAAAACAUUAAAUAAAAGUGUGAGUCUAUCCUUACGAUGCUUAUAAAAUCAAAUUCAAGCACUGGCCAGGCAUUCAGCCCUAUCUAUCAAAACUACCCCUGUAUAGGUACCAGUUUACUAUUGAAAUGAAGCAGGAAUGUGAGCGAUCAGAUCCAUGAUAAAUCUAUCCCAAACUAUUAAUAAUAAUAAAUAAAUAAAUAAAUAAAUAAAUAACGUGAUUAAUUGGGUUUCUAUUGUCUAGUGUGCACAACCUUUCCAAUAGUGCAGUUCUCAUUUCAUACAUUAUCUAAUACUGUACAUAUGCUUUCAAAUCUUGAUGUUAUCCUCCAAGAUCCUGUAUGGGGUUUUUGCAUGGGUUGAUAUAGGGCUAGGUUAUCUAUGAGUGUAAUUGGUCUUCAUGUGCAUAUUCUGCAUUGCUAUUUGUCUACCUGCAACCGUCUUUUAAACACCAUGCAUAGAUACAAUUAGAUGGGUAUCACUAAUAAAACAGACUUUAAAGUAGAAUGACUAUAUUAUAAACAUUGCAAGCAGAGAUGCUUUGCCAUUAUGAUGUAAAUAACCGGAGUUUAAGAGCUUUCUCACAUAUUUAUUAAUUUAUGUCUUGCACUGCAUCUUGUAUUCCACCAGGUGGUGGUAUUGUAAAAUAUGGAUCACAGUGUUUCCUGCACAAUAGCACCAUCUGUAGGUAAAGCCCAGCACUGAAACUGCAAAUGUCUUCCAUUUCAGGACUGGUCAUGCCAUCCCUUCUCAAUUGUAAAAUAAUAUCCAAAGAACUGUUAUUUGGUGGGGGGUGGGUAUAGGGUUUCUUGUACUUAAUUUUCCCUGUCUUUCUUAAUGUUGUGGUGCGUUCAUGUCAGUAUUGUACCUUCUGUGGAAAGCAUGCUUUACCCCUUGAUGGGACACUUUGCAAAUGUUGCUCCAGCAACCAUGAACUUGAACAUCAAUGCAUCAGCAACCCUUGUAAAGACUUCAAGGGAACCAAAUAUGAUGAAAUAUCUCGAUAGAAAUUUAUCAUGUUAAGUUACCAGCUCUGUACUGAACAUAUAGGAAAUAAAGGCCUUUUAGCUAU
Molecule: messenger RNA, 7619 nt
Organism: Acipenser ruthenus (sterlet)
Lineage: Eukaryota; Metazoa; Chordata; Actinopteri; Acipenseriformes; Acipenseridae
Product: synaptotagmin-2-like
Exons: 10
Coding region: 472-1743 (423 amino acids)
Biological process (GO): synaptic vesicle endocytosis; calcium ion-regulated exocytosis of neurotransmitter; regulation of calcium ion-dependent exocytosis
Cellular component (GO): synaptic vesicle membrane; axon; dense core granule
Molecular function (GO): syntaxin binding; calcium-dependent phospholipid binding; phosphatidylserine binding
Source: RefSeq, a predicted model, not a curated record